AUGAAAAAGAAAGCAGAAAACAUUAAUGAUAUUGAAAAUAAUACGUUUAUAGGAGAAGAAGUAUAAAAAACGAUAGGUGAUUUAUUAACUAAAGUAACAUAAGAAAAGUAAUAAAAAAUAAAAGAAUUAGAGUAAUUAAUAGAAAAAGAAAAAUAAAAGGAAAAAGAAAAAGAAAAAUAAAAGGAAAAAGAAAAAGAAAAAGAAAAAGAAAAGGAAAAAGAAAAGGAAAAAGAAAAGGAAAAAGAAAAGGAAAAGGAAAAGGAAAAGGAAAAGAAAAAAUAAAUCUUAAUAAAGUUAAGAAAAUAAUAAUAAUAAAUCGAUAAUGAUGAAGAUGAAUAAUAAUAAGAAUAAGAAUAAGAAUAAGAGCCUUAGAUUGGAUCAGUUCCCUCGCCUUAUGUUCCUUCAUUAAAAAAUCCUGAUUAAUAUACUCUUGUUUUAGAUUUAGAUGAAACUUUAGUUCAUUACUAAGAACUUGAGGAUGGCGGUUAAUUUUUAGUAAGACCUUAUGCCGAAACAUUUCUAGAGGAAAUGGCUUAAUAUUAUGAAAUAAUAAUUUUUACGGCUGCAUUACCAGAAUAUGCAAACUUCAUUUUAGAUAUAAUAGAUUAAAAAUAGAACAUAUCAUAUAAACUAUACAGGCAGCAUACCGUCGCUUAUGAAAAUUCUUAUGUUAAGGUUUAAAUCAUAUUUCUUUCUUGUUUAUAUUUUUUUUAUUUUUUCUGUAUUUUUUUUAAAUACUCAAUCAAAAGAAGGAUAUUAUUAUUUUUUUUAUCCGCCUUUUUUAUUUUUGAUUGAAGUUUUUUUUUUAAAGAAAAAUAAAUUAAAAAAUAACACUAAC
Messenger RNA from Ichthyophthirius multifiliis, 838 nucleotides. Its product is annotated as NLI interacting factor-like phosphatase family protein, putative. NCBI's taxonomy places the organism in Eukaryota, Ciliophora, Oligohymenophorea, Hymenostomatida. Gene Ontology annotation, molecular function: phosphoprotein phosphatase activity. The transcript is spliced from 4 exons. The record is from RefSeq and is a predicted model, not a curated record.